Mirounga angustirostris (Northern elephant seal) is the source of this 936-nucleotide messenger RNA. Its product is annotated as olfactory receptor 52H1. The record is from RefSeq and is a predicted model, not a curated record. Gene Ontology annotation, biological process: G protein-coupled receptor signaling pathway. Lineage: Eukaryota; Metazoa; Chordata; Mammalia; Carnivora; Phocidae. Gene Ontology annotation, cellular component: plasma membrane. Gene Ontology annotation, molecular function: G protein-coupled receptor activity; olfactory receptor activity.
AUGUAUAACCUGAGUAGCUAUGACACAAGUGACUUUACCUUUUUGGGCAUCCCUGGCCUUGAACAGUACCAUGUCUGGAUCAGCAUCCCCUUCUGCAUUAUCUAUCUCGUGGCCAUUGUGGGCAACAGUAUCCUUCUCUACCUCAUUGCUGUGGAGAGGAGUCUUCAUGCACCCAUGUUCUUUUUCCUUUCCAUACUAGCCAUGACAGAUCAGAUAUUGUCUACCACAUGUGUCCCCAAAACCCUUGCCAUCUUCUGGUUUGGUCCCCAGAAAAUCAGUUUUCCUGGUUGCCUCACCCAGUUAUUCUUUCUGCACUACAACUUUGCCCUGGACUCAGCUAUACUCCUGGCCAUGGCAUUUGACCGCCACGUGGCUAUCUGCUCCCCCCUGAGAUACACCACUAUUCUGACCCCCGAGACCAUCAUCAAGAUUGCAGUGGGCAUCUCCUUUCGAAGCUUCAGCAUCAUCCUGCCAGUUGUAUUGCUGCUCAUACGUCUCCCUUUCUGCAGGACACACAUCAUCCCUCACACAUACUGUGAGCACAUAGGUGUCCGGCUCGCCUGUGCUGACAUCUCUGUCAACAUCUGGUAUGGCUUUUGUGUUCCCAUCAUGACGGUCAUCUCAGAUGUGAUUCUCAUUGCUGUCUCCUACCCCCUCAUCCUCUGUGCGGUCUCCCACCUCCCCUCCUGGGAUGCCCGCCAGAAGGCCCUUGGCACCUGUGGUUCCCAUGUCUGUGUCAUUUUCAUAUUUUAUACACCUGCCUUUUUCUCCAUCCUUGCGUAUCGCUUUGGACACAAUGUUCGCACUUUCCACAUCAUGUUUGCCAACUUCUACAUUGUUAUCCCACCUGCACUCAACCCCAUUGUCUAUGGAGUGAAGAGCAAGCAGAUCAGAGGUAAGGUCAUACUUUUAUUUUCUACCAAGUGUUCAGAAUAA